AUGACGCGACGGACGCAAAAGAAGGCGCGCUCCCCGAAAGCUUCUAAGGUGAGUGAAUCCAAUUUGCUCACCGAAACCAUUGCGAAAGAACCCGAAUUAGAGGAUAUGAUUCAGUGUGACCAGUGUAGUCGAUGGGUUUACAUGGACGAGACAGGAUUUGAGAGCUGCGAGGACGCAGAUCUACCGCCGUCCUUCGAGUGUAAAAUCUGCAAGAAGCUCGAGAUAUACAAAAAGCUAAUCGAUAGCCAACAUGAGAAAAUUGCUAAGAUUGAGGAGACCAACCAGUCAUUGUCAAGAAAGGUUGAACAGCUUACAGUAGCCUGCAGAGCGCAUGCAGAAAAUCUAAACAUACUGGAGAGAGAAAACGAGGAACUGAAGAAAACGACACAAUCGGAGAAAAACCCAACAAGACAGGAAAUUCAAGCUCUCGAAGACAAAGUCACUGAUAUGAACGCUGAGAAUACUGCGAAGAUGGAAGUGAUCGAAUCCCUACUAAACCGAGUCCAGGUACUCGAGAAAGAAAAUGGAGAGCUUCAGUUGUCAAAACAGACAGCAAAUGGCGUCCCAUCCCCCACAGCCACCAUGGCGGACGAAAUGGGUCAAGAAGAAGGGCUUAAAGGAUCCCCCCUCGAAAACCCAAACGGAAACGAGGUCAAUACAACCACAAAGCGAGUCCAGACGGGCACACUCCCCGGCGUGCCCACAAAUGGAAGGGCCCUACCGAAAAGACGUGUAACACUUUUAGGGGACUCUAACCUAAAUAGGGUGAAAAAACCAUUGCUGAAUGAAGUCCAAAGAGACAGUCGAGUAAGCGUACAUGCAUUGCCCGGAGCAAAAGCGGAUCACAUUCUUAACGAAAUGGAGAAACUGACCCAAACUGAGAACGAAGAAAACCUCGUUCUACUCAUGGCGGGCCUCAAUGAUAUAUUGAACGGCGGGGAACCAAAGGACAUCGUCUCCGGAAUGACAACAAGAAUGACCCGAUGGCUCCAAGACCACCCCAAUCAUACGUUGGGGGUAUGCUCGGUACCUUACACGAAGGAGAGAGGACACGAGAUUCAAAUCAAAAUAAAAGAAGUAAACAAGGAUAUGCAAGCAGCAUGCCACGCGACCCCUCGCAUGCAGUUCAUCAACAAUUACCACAUUUUGGGGAAAGCUGAAGCAUCAGGGAUGGUGGACAUCCACCUGUCACCGGAAGGAAGCGAGAUAGAACAACCCGCGACCCCGGUUAUGCUACUCGGAGACUUCAACUGCCACAUUAUGGAACUAGACGGAAAAGACCAUAAGUCCCGGCACCUUCGCUGCAUAGCCAAGAAACACGAUCUGGUUAUACUGAACCUACAUGAAAAGUGCACUGGACGCGUGACAUGGACCAGGGGAACACACCAGACAUCUAUUGACUAUGCACUCGCUUGUCCCCUCUGGGAGCAACCUCCAUUCAACAUCAAGGGUAUCAACAUCGACGAGGAAAAGGAACAUAGCUGUGACAGUGAUCACAAUCGCAUUAAAGUAAUAAUAACAACCCCCCUGAAAAAGAACUACGGCGGCGAUUUAAAGCGCAGGAAAAAAGCACGGUGGAAGACGGGAAACGAAGAUAAUAUCCAGAUAUUUGCUACAAAGUUUGAAGAAGCCCUUACGGCAAGAGAAGAACAACCAGAUUACGAGACCUUCCUUCAAGAAAUGGAAAAGGCAGCGAUUUCUUUUGUCGGCAAGUCAAGGGGUAGCAUACGAAAGAGCAAGCGGAAGCCAUGGUGCGACAAAGAAGUUACAGAUGCAAUAAGAGAGCGAAAAAGGUUGUGCCGUAAAUGGAGAGAAGCAAUAAAGAAAAAAGCGGACGACCAAGAUGAAAAACGUGCGUAUCAAAACCAACAGGCAGAAACCAAACGGCUGAUAGGAAAAAAAAUAGAGCAGUACUACAAAACGGUAGAAGAAAACAUAUGCUCAGCGGGAAGACGAAGCGGCCAAAAUUUUUGGAAAUACGUGAAGAACAUCGACAACCGUAACGAAGCGCCGAACGUGGAAGUCAAAUUACACGACCGCCAAAGCGGGAAACUACUUCGAACCAAAAACGAGCUUGAGCAAUAUAUGACUGACUUCUUCAAGGAACAACAAGAAGCUAUCCACAAGAGGACGAGCCCACACGAAACAGGGGAACAGCCCCCAAAUUACAACGAUGACCGCGUGGAACCCAUAGAGGAGCAGGAAUUUGAAAGACACGUCAAGAAACUAAUGAAAGGAAAAGCGACUGGUCCAGACGGAAUCCCGAACGAAUUCCUUAAAGCUCUCGGGCCGCAUACCAAAACAGUCCUGAGAAAAAUAUUCAACAACAUACUACAAACAAAGGAAAUCCCCGAAAGUUGGAAGAAAAGCGUCGUCAGACUAAUCCACAAGGGCCACGGGAAAUCAAUGGAUGACCUAAACUCAUACCGGCCAAUCACAUUGCAAAACAAUACAGCAAAGCUCUUCGCCAGCAUCAUCAACGAUCGCCUGAAUAAAGCAUACGAGCACUCCCUAAGUGAAGCCCAGAAUGGCUUCCGCCGAAACAGGCGAGGAAGUGAUAAUUUAUUCAUCAUCACUCAACUUAUGGAACUCACGCAGAAGACAGGAAACGAUUUAUACCUAGCGUUCCUGGAUCUUGAAAAAGCCUACGAUGCUGUACCACACGGAACAGUUUGGCAGAAACUACGGCACACUGGACUCCAAGAAGGAAUGGUACAAUUGAUACGGAAUUUGUAUUCGGACUGCUACUGCACAUACCAAUUAGAAGAAUAUCAGUCAGGCGAAGUUAAGCAGAUCGUAGGCCUAAAACAGGGAUGCCCAAUGUCACCAACGCUGUUUAACGUAUUCCUUAACGAACUACUGCAAGAAUUAGAAUUGAGCGGCAAAGGAGUCACAAUACAUACCCACGAUACGAAAGGCCUACAAACGACAACGCACCUCCCCGCCCUCGCUUUUGCCGACGAUAUCGUGCUCCUAGCGAGGACGUCACAAGAUCUACAACACCUGUUGAACCUAUGCACAAAGACGGCAGAGCUUAACGGAAUGAAAUUUAGCAAGGAGAAAACACAAUGGAUGAAGAUAGGAAGGAACAGCGCCAGCAGCGAGACUUUUUCCCUUCAAAAUUUCGUGAUCACCCACACAAAUGAAUACAAAUAUCUAGGUGUACUCCUGCAAAACCAGCCAGACUACUUGGAAAAAUACGAAAAAUCAAUUAUUGCUAAUACGAACAGGAAGAAAGGUCAUAUAUGGCAUCUUGCUCGACACUCCUAUAACCCAUACUCAGUUGGGAAACUCCUAUGGAAAACUGUAGCUGUACCGGCUGCAACAUAUGCGAAUGAAGCCCUCUGCUACAGCACAACUACCAUAAAGGCGCUUGAACGGCAGCAAAGAGAAAUUGGAAAGUGGAUCCUCAGAGGAAACAUGGCCACCGCCAACACAGCCAUUGAGGGAGAGAUAGGGUGGUCUAGAUUCGAGUACCGAGAUGCGCGGUCAAAGACACGUUACCUAGGAAGACUCAUCCAUCUACCAGAAGGCAGGUAUGCGAGACGACUCUUUGAACACGUAAGAUACACUGGCAUCAGAACAGAAUGGGUGAAACGCAUUGGCCGAAUAGACUCCAAAUACAGCAGAGGCACCCGCCGUCAGACGACGAAAAACUCAAUUGAAUGGAAUCGGUGCAUAAACAAAGAGAUGAAGAAAAUUGAAAAUGAAGACUGGAACCAGCGCACUACAAAGAAACAAAGCCUAGCUCUCUACAACAGCUACAAAAGUACACCGGCCCCGUUCAACGCCUACAGAGGAGACCGCCAAAGCGGCUUAUUAUUCCAGGCCAGAACGGGCGCACUCCUGACAAGGCAAAGAUUGGCCCAGCUAUUCCGCCACAACGAGACAACGUGCAUCCUGUGCGGCGAGGAAGAAGAAGACAUCGGACAUGUCUUAUUUAGAUGUCCAGCCACAAUGGCCACCAGACCUGAGGGAGCAGACAUCGCAACAGCGCUUGGCUUAACGACUCCACCAGACGACGGCAGUGCCAGUGACAUCGUGGAGACCACAAGGCGACACCUGACGAACUGGGACAGACUAACAGCGAGUGCUCUUCGCGCAAAACCACACAACGGACCAACUUAG
Messenger RNA from Ornithodoros turicata, 4128 nucleotides. RefSeq lists its product as uncharacterized. The coding region runs from base 1 to 4128 and encodes 1375 amino acids. The record is from RefSeq and is a predicted model, not a curated record. Lineage: Eukaryota; Metazoa; Arthropoda; Arachnida; Ixodida; Argasidae. The transcript is spliced from 2 exons.